AUGGUGGUGGGCAAAGACCUUGCCAUGAUGAGCCCAUACAUACAAAGGGAGGUGGUGCAGAAUGGCUACGGCCUGCCCGGCAACCCGCCCGUCACGCUGCCCAAGCAGGUCAGCGCCGCCGCCUGGGAGAUGGUGGAGGAGUACUGCGCUUUCCACGCCGUGCCGGGCCGCUCCGACAAGGAGCGGCGCCUGUUUGACGACCGCUUCAUCCGCCGCGACUCGGGACAGCUGUGCGACCUCACGUCUGCGGCUGACUGCCUGGAGAUGCGGGGGCUGGUAGACCUGGCCUCCCGCGCCAUUGCGCGCCUGAUUGAGGGCAAGAGCGCGGAGCAGAUCAGGGAGGCCUUCCGCCUGCCCGACGACCUUAGUGAAGAGGAGAAGCUGGAGCCGAUAGCGGCGCUGGCGGGAGGCGCGCCCGACCCACGUGUGCGGAUGCUCAACCGCCUGUAUGCCAAGCGGCGCAAGGAGCUGCAGCAGCGGCGGCAG
Chlorella variabilis is the source of this 486-nucleotide messenger RNA. RefSeq lists its product as hypothetical. The annotation marks the transcript as partial. Gene Ontology annotation, molecular function: cullin family protein binding. The transcript has 5 exons. NCBI's taxonomy places the organism in Eukaryota, Viridiplantae, Chlorophyta, Trebouxiophyceae, Chlorellales, Chlorellaceae. Gene Ontology annotation, cellular component: nucleus; cytoplasm. Gene Ontology annotation, biological process: SCF-dependent proteasomal ubiquitin-dependent protein catabolic process. The record is from RefSeq and is a predicted model, not a curated record.